Messenger RNA from Magnolia sinica, 1422 nucleotides. RefSeq names its product agmatine coumaroyltransferase-2-like. The transcript has 2 exons. NCBI's taxonomy places the organism in Eukaryota, Viridiplantae, Streptophyta, Magnoliopsida, Magnoliales, Magnoliaceae. The record is from RefSeq and is a predicted model, not a curated record. Gene Ontology annotation, molecular function: acyltransferase activity, transferring groups other than amino-acyl groups. Bases 1 to 1329 code for a protein of 442 amino acids.
AUGAAUGUGCAUAGGCAAAGCUCGAGGAUUGUAAAGCCAUGUUACGAAGGCGAUCCUCCGCCGACGACUGGGAGCAUUUGUCUCAGUGUCUUUGAUACUGUAACAUAUGACGCCCAUAUCGCUGUUAUCUAUGUGUUCAAGCCUCCAACGACGCCCAAUGAAAUGCUGGAACAAGGGCUUCGGACGGCGAUGGUGGAAUAUAGAGAAUGGGCGGGCAGGUUGGGUAGAGAUGAUGAAGGCCACCGGGUCAUUUUCCUCAAUGACGAAGGUGUAAGGUUCGUUGAGGCAUUGGCUGAUUGCACUCUUGAGGAGGCCAUGCCGUUUAAGCCAUCUUCGACAUUGUUGAGCCUUCAUCCAAGUCUAAAGGGAGUGGAGGAAUUGAUGCAAGUUCAGCUCACAAGGUUCUUUUGUGGGUCCAUGGUGUUAGGGUUCACGACCAACCACAUCGUGGCUGAUGGACAUUCGACUAGCAACUUCUUGAUCGCAUGGGGCCAGGCGACUCGAGGGCUAGAGAUGGACCCACUUCCAUUGCAUGAUCGUGAUAUCUUCACCCCUCGAGAUCCACCCAGGUUCGAGUUCGAGCAUAGAGGGGCGGAAUUCAUGACCACGAGACUUACUGACGAGCCUCAGAUUCAGCUCUUCGAACCUUUGUUAGCAGGUGGCUGUGGCGACAACAUUGUCGUGCACAAGGCUCACUUCACUCUGGAUUUCCUGACCAAGCUCAAGGUGAUGGCUUCCUCAGCAAGUGGCAUCGACAAGCCAUACAGUACAUUCGAGAGUCUGGUCGCUCAUCUGUGGAGAGCAAUAACAAAGGCCCGCGGGCUGAACGGUUAUGAAACGACCCAGGUGAGGAUUUCUGUGAAUGGUCGGUCGAGAUUGAACCCCUGUGUGCCCAAUGACUACUUUGGGAAUCUGGUGCUAUGGGCAUUCCCACGAGCUGGGGUGAAAGAGCUCUUGCAAGAGCCAUUGUACCAUGCAGCCAAGCUCAUACAUGAUUCGAUCACAAAUGUUAAUGACAGCUAUUUUAAGUCGUUCAUCGACUUUGCAAGCAGGAAAGAGGAGGACAUGAAAGAUCUUGUGCCCACAGCCAACAUGAGCAAGUCAGUUCUGUGUCCCAACAUGGAGGUUGAUAGUUGGUUGAGGUUUCCAUUCUAUGAUCUUGAUUUUGGAGGGGGAAAUCCUUACAUUUUCAUGCCUUCUUACUUCCCUGUGGAGGGAAUGUUGUUUCUCCUCCCUCCCUUUAUAGGAGAUGGAAGCAUAGAUGCCAUUGUGCCCUUGUUCGAGCAGAGCUUGGUCAGCUUCAAGAAGGCUUGCUACUCUCUGGACUAGAAGAUGAUGGCCAUGCAUACUCACUCUCUCUCUCUCUCUCUCUCUCUCUCUCUCUCUCUCUCUCUCUCUCUCUCUCUCUCUCUCUCUCUCCCU